UACUAUUUUCAUUAUAAUUUUUCAUUAUAAAAUUAACAGAGAUAUGGUAAGAAAAUAAAAAUAUACUUUGUUCUGUAACCUUUUUCAAAAUUCCACUGCCAUCUGAUGGAUUCUUUCGUAGUCACUGGCCACUGCCUUCGCACGUGUUUGAGGUUACAUUCAUGUGCGUCUACGAGUUUCUUCGUGUUUAUCAGUUAUGUGUUAAAUUUUCGAUUAAAAUUUUAAUUAAGUGUUAAAACAAUCAUUAUGGAAAAGAUUGAACACUUGUGGAAUGUAACUCAAUAUUUGACAAAAUUCCAAUGUCCAGAAGCGAAUAAAUUACAGAACCAUUAUAUAGAACGUUGUAGAAAUUUAGCUAACGAAGUUGAAUUACCAAAAUUAUGUUUUGGCCCUUCAACGAUGUGCUCUCAUUGCGGCUCACUUUGGGCUACUACGAAUCAUCAAGUGAGAAUAUUACCUGGUAAAAAAAUGUCCCGCUCUGUUGGUAAGAUGAUUAAAACUAAUACCGAUGAGAAUAAGAUAUCCAAACUACAAGCUAAAUUAAUUAAAAAAUGCAAAAAGAAUGAAAUGAAUAAAAUGUCUAUAAGAUGUUUUGCAUGUUUGCGUUGCACUGAAGUUAGAUUUACUAAACCGAAAAGAAUAGUUAAGACUUCUGACAAUGCGUUAGAGAAAUCCAAUAUUCAACAGAAAAAAAAGAAGAGAAAAGGAAAAGAUAAAACGGUUGGAUUAAAUAUUUCUGGAAAUUUAACUUCAAAAUUACAAUCUAGCGAAAGUCAAAAAACUCCUGUAACGAAUAAAACAAAUCAAUCUAAAAUGAAUUUAAAUAAACCGAAAUUAAAGAAAUUGAAUAUAAAUAAAUUGAAAGAUAUAGUAAAUCAAGGUAUGACACCACCUAAUAGAAAGAGUUUAACAAAUUUUUUAAAAGAACUUUCAUAAAAGAAAUGAAAAAUCUUUUCUCAUCCUAUUGCACUAAACGACGGCUUAUGCCUAUAUGUAUAGUAAUUUAUUGAGUAUUGCAUUACUUCCUACAUGCGGCUGAUAAAAUAUGUAAAUAAUAAUGACUUCAUUAAAGUACGUAGAAGUUA
Molecule: messenger RNA, 1085 nt
Organism: Polistes canadensis
Lineage: Eukaryota; Metazoa; Arthropoda; Insecta; Hymenoptera; Vespidae
Exons: 2
Coding region: 247-936 (229 amino acids)
Source: RefSeq, a predicted model, not a curated record